AUGGCUUCGUCAGUCUGCCUUACUCCGGCUUGUGUCCAUGCCGCGUCGGAGAUAUUGUACAACCUUUCACCGAAUUACGAGGACAUCGAUGCAUGCACAAACUUUGACCAACUAGUUUGUGAUGGGUUCAAGGCUCGUCACGACAUCCCUGAGGAUAGAAGUGCCUACACAACGACGACUGUCAUGUCUGAAACUGGCCAAACCAUUAUCAGGCACAUACUGGAAGGCUCCUACCCAGGCGAAUCAAAGCACUCAUCUUUUUCACCUAUGAACCUUGUUGCUCUGGCUUCUUCAACGGAUGAAGACAACUUCGACACGAUGAAAACAGCCUACAAUGCCUGCAUUGACGAGACAACACUCAAACAGAUUGGUGUCAAACCUCUUGUCCAACUUACCGAACAGGUUGCUCAGUCAUUUCCUGUUAAGGAUGGGUUCCUCAAUACGAGCGAUGUUUUGCGGAAGGACGAUUACGCCAGAUUGUCUGAAACCAUACUCCUGCUGGAGAAAUGGGGUAUAAGCACGUUUGAAAGCCUGGAUACUGGUGCGGACGACAAGAACCCGGAGCUCGUUAUUAUCCAAGCAUCUCCAGCCGGCAUUACACUUCCUUCUCCUGAGUACUAUGAAGAUGUCGAUACCAUCAAGAAAUAUCAAGAGACUUUGGAGGCGGUCUUCAGCAAGUUGCACCCCAUCGACCAGGCUCGAAAGCAUGCCGACAAAUUGGCGGAGGCAGUCGUUGAUCUUGAGAAGAAGAUAGCGCGUGUGACUCCCCCUCCAGAAGAUCAACAAGACGUCACCAAAUAUUAUAACAUCGUAGAAGUAGCAAAAGCGGGAGCAAUCGCACCGGAAUUAGGAUAUGAUUCUGUGAUUACAAGCCUCGUACCGUCUAACUAUACUGUGGAAACUAUGUUGUUGGCUUUCCCAGACUUCCUUGCCAACGUUUCGCAGAUCGUAUCCAAGACCAGCAAAUCCACUAUUCAAGCAUACCUAGUCUGGAAUGUCAUUGCGGCGUAUUACAGCGAUGUAAAAGGGCCAGAGGUAGAGCCGAUUUCUCGCCUAUUCAACGUGCUGGCCGGCAAAGAUCCUGAUGUGAAAUCAGAGCGCUGGAAGACUUGCAGCAGUGUGGUGGACGGACAAGUUGGCUGGAUCCUAAGCCGCUUCUUUGUCGAGGCUGCCUUCUCGGAAGAGGCAAAGCAGUUCGGGGACCAAAUCAUUAUGGACAUCAAGAAUCAAUUCAUCUCCAAACUUAAAGGUCUCAGCUGGAUGGAUGACAGUGUCAAGAAGCUAGCUGUCAACAAAGUAAAUCUUAUCGAUCAGAAGAUUGGUUACCCCACAAAAUCUCCGGAUAUCAUGAGACCAGAUGCUCUACGCAACUACUAUCAAGGUCUUCAGAUCACAGAUUCCUUUUUCAACAACAGUCUCUCUAGCCGCCUUUUUGGCGUCAAUGGAACCUGGUCGGCACUCGGGAAGCCGGUCGAUCAUGGAGAAUGGGGAAUGACAGCAGACACUAUUAACGCAUACUACAAUCCUGUAGGCGCCGAGAUUGUCUUCCCCGCCGGGAUCAUGCAAUUCCCAGUUUUCCAGGUGGAUCUUCCUUCAUAUGUCAGUUAUGGAGCUUUUGCUUCCAUAGCAGGACAUGAACUAUCGCAUGCUUUCGAUAAUUCUGGGCGGCACUACGACGAGCAUGGUAGAUUUACUGAUUGGUGGACCAAUCAUACGGUCGAGGAAUUUACAAAGCGCGCCGACUGCUUUGUAAACCAAUACUCGAACUUCACGAUCGAGGGUAGCAAUGGUCAACCGCUACAUGUCAAUGGUCGUCUCACUCUCGGCGAGAACAUUGCUGACGCGGGUGGAAUCUCAGCCGCCUUCACUGCUUGGAAGGAGCGUCAGAGUGCGUCUCCUGAUGAGAAUCUCCCGGGCUUAGACCACUUCACCCAAGACCAGCUUUUCUUUGUCUUUUAUGCUACUUUCUGGUGUGGUAAAAUACGGCCGCAGCUUGCUCAGCAAUACAUUUAUACCGAUCCGCACUCCCCGGCUUUUGCACGUAUUCUAGGGACAACGGCGAACUCGAGGGCCUUCAGAGAGGCUUUCUCCUGUCCAGUCAAGGAGCCUACCUGUGAGCUUUGGUAA
Truncatella angustata is the source of this 2127-nucleotide messenger RNA. RefSeq lists its product as uncharacterized. The transcript is spliced from 6 exons. Gene Ontology annotation, biological process: protein processing. Bases 1 to 2127 code for a protein of 708 amino acids. Gene Ontology annotation, cellular component: plasma membrane. NCBI's taxonomy places the organism in Eukaryota, Fungi, Ascomycota, Sordariomycetes, Amphisphaeriales, Sporocadaceae. The record is from RefSeq and is a predicted model, not a curated record. Gene Ontology annotation, molecular function: metalloendopeptidase activity.